AUAUUUGUGUUUUACUUGUGAGCCUUUUGUAUUACCAUUCACGCGACUUGUUAUAAACUUGCGAAGGACUCGUUCAGGACGCGCCUGACCUACCGGUAGUUACAUAGAUUAAUUGAUCACUAUGGCUGAUAGGGUCUUAGCCCUGGUCCACUAUUAUGCCCGCGAAGGGUAUCAUAGACAUGUACAGACAGUCUGCAACGAAGUGCUCAAGAAGCGUUCCGGUGACCCUGUGCUCACGUUUUGGAGGGCUUAUGGGCUUCUUGUGGAGGGAAACACAGCAGAUGCUAUGCGCGACUUGACAAGCAUUGCUGGUAACCCUGACUUGGAGCUUGCAGUCGCAGCGGCCCAGCUUAUGGCGCAUGAAGCUGCGAAGGUCCCGGACCAUGACGCUAUCAUCGACCUACAAGCCAAGCUGGAGGUCGAAGAGCGCACCGCCAACGACACCCCCUGCCUGCAUCUGGCGUCCUUCUACCUGUACACCAAGAGCAAGGAGCGCGCACGCAGCCUGGUGGAUCGGGUGCUGCGGAACCAGCCGGACCUGGUAGCGGCGCAGGUGCUGCUGGGUUGGAUCAUCAUCAGCCAGCAGCAGGACGACGAGUACGACAUGCUGUUCGAUGAGAGCGAGCUGGACGAUGCCUACACGCAGUUUGAGCAGGCGGUGGAGCAGGACCACAACGACCUGCAGGCGCUGCUGGGCAAGGCCAAGGUGCUGGAGCUGAAGAAGCAGCUGGGCCCCGCGGUGGACGUGUUGGCGGAGAUCAACGUGCGCUUCAGCUGGUUCGUGCCGGCGCUGGUGGAGAAGACGCGGCUGCUGAUGGCGCUGGGCGACUGGGAGCAGGUGGCGGAGACGCUGCAGCGGGUGCUGUCGUCAGACGCGCAGAACAUCAUGGCGCAGGCGUGGACUUGCAUGAUCUCCAUCACCCGCGAGGGCAACAACAAGCAGGCCGCCAAGCAGCUGCAGGACCUGUUCGCCUCCAUGAACCGCCAGGAGCCCAAGAAUGCGGAGCUCUUCUACAAGAUUUCCCGCCCCUUCGCGCGCAUGGCCUGCAGCGACGCCACGCUGCUGGGCAUCACCUACCUCAUGGCGGACCGGGCGGUGCAGCUCAAGCCCGACCAUGCGGCCUACGUAGUGGAGGCCGCCACCCAGAAGCUGCUGAUGGAGGAGACCACCAACGCCGCCGAGCGGUUCGCGCAGGCGCUGCAGCUGGACGAGCUGAACCUGGAGGCCAACGCGGGGGCGCUGGAGGCGCAGAUCAUGGCGGGGGAGCUGGAGCAGGCGGCGGACCAGAUCCUCUUCCUGGAGGACAUGUUUGCCAACGCCAACGCCGGCGGCAGCUCCCGGCGGCGCGGGCGGCGUGACGACAUGGACGACAUGGACCCCGACAUGGCCGACCCCAUCAGCGGCUCCGCAGCCACCGACAACGCCACGCUGCUCUACCUCAAAGGGCUGCUGUCGUGGAAGCAGGGCAACAACGCGGAGGGGCUGGGGCUGCUGGAGCGCUCCAUCGCGGCGCUGUUCACAGCGGCGGGCGAGUACUCGGGGCCCUCACUGGAGAUGUUUGGUGUGCUGAACCCCGCGCGCAUCACCUACGUGGUGCGACUGCUGCUGCAGAGCAUUGGCGGCGAGCCACGUGCGCCGACGGAGGCGCCCUCGCCGCUGAUUAGCAAGGUGACCCGUGCGCUAGACCUGCUGAACAAGCAGGCGCCCGCACUGCUGGAGUCCGCGCUGCUGCACGCGCGCGCGCUCUACCUGAACGGCACGUUGGACGCGGCGCUGCGCAAGGCGGGCGAGAUCCUGCACAUGAACCCCGAGGAGUCGGCGGCGCACCUGCUCAUUUGCAGCGUGUACGUGGCACAGGACAAGCCCGACCUGGCCCUGAGCGCGCUGGAUCAGGCGGUGAGCAGCAACUUCGCGGUCCGCGAGACGCCGCUGUACCACGUGGUGCAGGCCAAGGUGCUGGUGGCCAGCAACAAGCUGGAGGACGCCAAGCGGGUGCUGGAGUCGGCCAUGAACCUGCCCGGCGUGCGCACCGCGCUCACCUCGCAGCAGCGCGCCCGCCUGGGCCGCAAGGUGGUGGAGCCCACGGUGCAUGAGCGCGCCACCAUAUACCUGCUGCUGGCGGAUGUGCUGGCGCGCAUCUCCAAGAUACCGGAUGCGCCGGAGGCGAAGAAGUACAUCCAAGACGCCAUCCGUGAGUUCGAGGGCACCAGCGAGGAGGUGCGUGUGACGGUGGCGGACUGCGAGCUGGCCAUUGCGCGCGGCGACGUGGAGGGCGCGCUGAAGAAGCUGCGCCGCAUCCCCAAGGAGUCGCCGCACUACGUCAAGGCGCGCAUGGCCAUGGCCGACAUCUACCUGCGGCACCGCAAGGACAAGACCGCCUACAUCAAGUGCUACAUGGACCUGGUGGACCACACUGAGGACUACGACAGCUACUGCAUGCUGGGUGAGGCGUUCAUGCAGAUCCAGGAGCCGGAGAAGGCGGUGCGGGCGUUCGAGUCGGCGCUGGAGUUCAACCCCAAGGACGUCGACCUCAUCACACGGUGUGCUCGCGCGCUGGUGACCAGCCAUGACUACCAGCGAGCCAUCGACUACUUCACAAAGGCCAUCGCCAACGCACGGGGCGGAGCACAGUACUCUCUGCAGCUGGAGCUGGGCAACCUGCUGGUGCGGCUGCGGCAGUGGCAGCCCGCCACCGCAGCAAUCAACAAGGCGCUGGAGCGCAACCGCGACGGAGUGCCGGCCACCGAGAACCUGCAGCUAGACGUGGAAGGCUGGUCCAUGCUCGCCCGUGUGCACAAGGGCACGCAGGACAUGGACGGCUACGUGGCCGCUCAGAGCCGCGCGCUGGAGCUCCAGAAGCAGCUGCUGCUCAAGCUGCGCGGCGAGCUGCCGGAGGCGGUGGCGCUGCAGCGGGAGCGCACCGCGUCCAUCUGCUUCGACCUGGCGGAGCAGCACAAGCGGGCGCGCAAGUUUGACAGGGCCAUGGAGCUGUACAUGGAGGCUCUGCGGCACCACGAGACGCACGUGCCCUCCAUGCUGGCGGUCGCCAAGCUGCACCUGGCCAACGGCGACACGGACGCCUGCCAGGCGCAGUGCGUCACGCUGCUCAAGCACGACCCCGACAACGAGGAGGCGUCCAUCAUGCUGGCGGAGCUCAUGUUCCACAAGGAGCACUACGACACCGCCAUCUACCACUUCCAGCAGCUGCUGGAGCGCUCGCCCAACCACUACGGCGCGCUGGCUCAGCUGAUCCUGCUGCUGCGGCGCUCGGGGCGGCUGGAGGACGUGCCGCGCUACUUCACGCUGGCGGAGGCGGGUUCGCCCAAGGCCGUCAUGGACCCAGGCUACCACUACUGCAAGGGACUGUACAACAGGUACAUCAACAACCCCCGCGAGGCGCUCAAGGAGCUCAACCUGGCUCGCAAGGACUCCCGCUGGGGCAGCUCCGCCAUCCUGCACAUGGUGGAGAUCUACCUCAAUCCGGACAACGACGCGGUGUGGGAGGAGAAGGAGAACGCAGACACGCCCGAGAGCCGGGAGGCGGUCGCCACGGCGCGCAGCUUGUUGAAGCAGGUCCGCGGUGCUGACACGGGCAGCCAGCGCUACCGCGUGCUGGAGUGCUACGCCAUCAUGGCGGGCAAGGACAAGAUGGAGAUCGAGAACGCGCUCAAUACGCUGCUGGACAUGGCAAACCAGGAUCCAAACAACGUGCCUGUGCUGCUGGCCAUGGCCACGGGCUUCAUGAUGCUCAAGCAGACGCCCAAGGCGCGCAACCAGCUCAAGCGCGUGCAGAAGAUCCAGUACAAGCCGGACGAGGCGGAGGAGUUUGAGCGCAGCUGGCUGCUGCUGGCGGAUAUCCACAUACAGGGUGGCAAGUACGACCUGGCUCAGGACUUGUGCCAGAAGUGCCUCAAGUACAACAAGAGCUGCGCCAAGGCGUGGGAGAUCAUGGGGCAGAUCAUGGAGCGGGAGCAGGCGUACAAGGACGCCGCGGACCACUACGAAAACGCAUGGAAGCACGAGAACCAGGCGUCAGCGCAGGUUGGGUUCAAGCUGGCCUUCAACUACCUGAAAGCCAAGCGCUUUGUGGAGGCCAUCGAUGUGUGCCACAAGGUCAUCAAGGCCUUCCCGGACUACCCCAAGAUCCGGAAGGAGAUCCUGGAGAAGGCGCGCAUGGGCCUCAAGCCGUGAGGGUGCGGGGGCGGGGGGGGGGGGCGCCCGGGCGGCCAGGCAGCCAGGCAGGCUGCUGGAGCCCUAGCUGGCACAGGAGGUGCUGACGAAUGCAUGCGGUUAACUGUGGUGGUGUAUAUGACGGGGGGGUUAUGAACUGCUAGCGGGACGGGGUUGUUGCCUCCCUGGAAUCUACCGUAUGGGGCCGACGCUAGGCUAAUGGCCGUUGUGAUCUGCAGGGGAGCGAAGGCUUCACCAUGUUGGGGGGCAUUGCGGUCGCACCUGAACACGUUGCAUUACUGUGGGCCUGCAUUUCAAGCGCUGCAUGCGUGGGUUGAGUCCGUGACUUGUGACCUUCUUGCAACGAUUGCGAGCUGUGUAGUAUGCGGGUAGUGAGCCAAGGAUGCCUGUCGGGUGUUUGGUGCCAGGCUCAACAAGUGACCUGGGCGGUUCGGGCGUAAAGGUGUGACCACAUUCGGACAAUUCACAGAGCUUGGUGCCCACAUCUCUAGCACUAAUUAAUACGGUAGGACCUGAAUGACAGGGUGUAUACCAUAAGAUAACGUAUUCUGGCCUAGUUGGGACGACUACGAGAUAGCGAACAUUACUAGGUCAAUGAACCCCUUUGGAUCAAGCCGACGGACACAUGCUAGUCCGAUGGUCUUUUCU
Astrephomene gubernaculifera is the source of this 4840-nucleotide messenger RNA. The record is from the annotation of a GenBank genome assembly. Lineage: Eukaryota; Viridiplantae; Chlorophyta; Chlorophyceae; Chlamydomonadales; Astrephomenaceae.